This is a messenger RNA of Saccharomyces kudriavzevii IFO 1802, 906 nucleotides long. RefSeq names its product Ecm11p (gene ECM11). The transcript has a single exon. The coding region runs from base 1 to 906 and encodes 301 amino acids. NCBI's taxonomy places the organism in Eukaryota, Fungi, Ascomycota, Saccharomycetes, Saccharomycetales, Saccharomycetaceae. The record is from RefSeq and is a predicted model, not a curated record.
AUGACUGUAAUAAAGACCGAACCUGCAGCUGAAUUGGCAUUGUACUCUCCUACAUCCAAAGAGUCUUUGAACAAUGAUGACACCGCAAAGAGGAAAGAAAAUAAUAAACAAUUUUCUCCAAGUACAAAUAGCCGCUCAAGUACAACAAAGCAUAAGGUUGUUCCCAAACUCCAGGAGAAGAAGAUGAAAGGCGGAGAUAAACAAGACCUUUCUGCAUUUCUGUUGAAUCCCUCCCUUAUUGUAAAACCUUCCGAGGGCAAAAAGAAAGAAAACACUGUGCCCGUUAACGACACACCCAAUGUUAAAACUGAGCCAACAGGAUUUCAGCUUUUAACGCCAAUUUCAAAAAAAAGAGCUCUAAAAGAAAAAACAACGUCAGGAAAAUAUGAAAAUUUUGGUUCUUCCACGGAGGAGAAAGCUUAUGCUCAGAAAAGAACUAAACAGCUCCCUUCAGAUGCAGCGACUAACCUCUCUGAAUUUCCGUUAAACGAUGAAAAUGCAUCCUCUCCAGCCAAGGAAAAGUCACAAGAAGCAAUCGAAAACCCCGGUAGUUACCAGAAAAUAAAGAAUUAUCUUUUCGACAAGCCAGAUCUUCUAGAAACCUGCCUUCAAGACUAUUCCAGUAUGUUACCAGCUGAUAUAGCAGAAGAUGAUCAAGAAUUCUUCGUCAGCGUGGCCGAUUCAACGUUGGAGGAGUGGACAAACAAGGGUCAAGAAAUUCUUGAUCAACAGUACCAGCUUUACCAAGAGGUAAUCAAGAAACGAAUAGAAUUAAGCUUUAAAUUCAAAGGUGUUAUUUCUGUAGUCAAUGAUAGGGCUGACGCCUUGGAAGAACAAGGUCAGAAGUUAGAGGAAAAAAUAAGGAAAAUUAAAAGCUUAGCCAAUGAGAUACUCAAUAUUAUAUAA